GCUGCUCUGCUCUCGCCCUCCCUAGAGCCCCAAGCCGGGCCCCAGCUAGGGGACAGUCUGUGCGCCUGCGCCCAGGUGAGAGCUCCCCGAGCCCGGGGCAACCUGGUGGCACGCCCCGCCCUGCCCCUGUGGCCUUGGACACCUGCGCAAGACACUUCUGGUUCGCGAUUCCUUUCGGUAGCCCCCACGGGGCGGGGACCAGGAGUUAGGAAAUGGAAGAGGCGCCAGAGGGUCGGGAUUCCCGCACCCGGGACAGACCGAGGGACCGGGACCACCGCUGGGAGAGACAGCGGGACAGAGAUCGCGGCCAGGAGAGACAGCGGGACAGAGAUCGCGGCCAGGAGAGACAGCGGGACAGAGACAGACGGCGGGAACGAGACGGGGACACACCUAGACACCCAGACCGGGACCGGCGGGAGAACAGAGACUGGGACCGGCGGGGGAAUAGAGACUGGGACACGCGGGGAGACCGAGAUGGGGACAGGCGGAGCGACCGAGAUGGGGACAGGCGGAGCGAGAGAGACCCGCGCCUGGGCAGACAGGACUGGGAGCACCCACGCUCGAGUGGACAAAGGGUUCGAGAGAAAUCCCGCCAAAGAGGGACCCAGGACGUAGUUUGGGAGCAGCCCCGGAACAGAGCUCCUCCCACCUGGCCUGCCCGAGAAGAAACGCCAGAUCCCUGGGCCCAGAGGAAAACCGGGUUCGGACGGUCGGCGAGUGACUACCCUUUGGGGAGAUCUCCGACCUUCAGCCCAAGGCCUGAAUUGGAAGAGGUGGAAUACUACCAAUCGGAGGCUGCAGGCCUACUGGAAUGCCACAAAUGCAGAUACUUGUGCACUGGGAGAGCCUGCUGCCAGCUGAUGAAGGUCCUGCUGAACUUGCUGAUUCUGGCCUCUAGCUCUGUGUCUUACAACUCGACGGGGGGCUACACGGGCAUCACCAGCCUUGGGGGCAUUUACUACUACCAGUAUGGAGGAGCCUUCAGUGGUUUUGACGGUCCCGAUGGGGAGAAAGCCCAACAGUUGGACAUCCAGUUCUACCAUCUCAAGCUGCCCACGGUGACAGCAGCGAUGGCCUAUGGAGGGGGCCUCAUGGCCUUCUCCUGCCUCCUUAUUCUCCUGGGUGUCCUUCGGGUCCCGUGGCAUUGCCCACUGUGGUUAGUGAUUGAAGCCAUUUUGGAUGUGCUCAUUGCUGGCGGCUACAUCCCUGCCUUGUAUUUCUAUUUCCACUACCUCUCAGCUGCCUAUAACUCUCCUGUGUGUAAAGAGAGGGAGACCUUGUACCAGAGCAAAGGGUACAGUGGUUUUACUUGUAGCUUCCAUGGUGGAGACAUAGCGGCUGGACUUUUUGCUGCUAUCGGCAUCAUUGUCUUUGCUGUGGGCGCUGUUCUAGCCUUCAGGGCAUACAGAAGAAUCAGAAAGCCUGAAGAGAAGCUGACAGAAGCAUAUGAAUUAUAGUCUUUCAUAGGCGUCUGCUAUAUCUCAGAAACUUCUUCACCUUAUUUUGGAACAAGCUAUCUAUGAAUGGGUGGAAAUGCAUGGUGAGAGACUGGUGCACAGAGGAGAAUGCAACAAACUUUGAAUUCUCUUUCCUCAGGAAAUUUUUCUUAGAAAUCAUUGUAAACCAAGAGCUGCAGAGAGGUCUGGGCUACAAUAAUAUGCAAUACUUAGAGAGUUUCUCUGAACUUAGCUAACUUUGUGCUCAGUAGAAGCCAGAUACAUCGGGACAGUUGUACCUAAUUUCUUACGCAUAUAGCCCAUAAGCAGAGGAACAAGGAAUUCCCCAUUCCUCUCCCUACCCCCUGCCAUAACUCUUCAGUAUCUCCUUAAUUAGUGAAACAGAUUACAUGUAGCAGAAUAAUAUAAGCUGGAGAUUGGGAGUAGAAUAUGAAGAGAGUCACCUUGGACUAAAAACAAAUUUAAAUGCAAACAAAUUAAUCCCAAGAGCCAUGCAUUCUUAAGAGUUCCCAGCUAAUGUUACUGAGCCAACAUUGCCUUUCAGUUAGGAAGACUAAACUAACCAUUGUAUCUCCUAUGAGUAUGCCAUUAUGUGAGAAGCUUAAGGUGAUGGCAGAAAUUCAGAAACAAUUCAGUAUAGCUUCACUGCAAGAAAAGUCCAAACCAAAGCAUCCUUUGAUCCAAAGUGAUUCUGUGACCUCAUUAAAAAUCCAGAUUUGCACAAAACAUAAAUUGGGGUCAGGGUGGCAAACUCUUCACUUUACAGACUUGGUAGAAUUUCUUCAAUAGUACACUGCCAAGAUAUCUGUUAAAAAUAUAACUGGAUUAACGUGGUAUGUAAAAGGAUGGGCCACUAGGUGGCACAGAGGAUACAGUGCCAGGCCUGGAGUCAAGAAGACUCAUCAUCCUAAGUUCAAAUCUAG
This is a messenger RNA of Phascolarctos cinereus (koala), 2380 nucleotides long. NCBI's taxonomy places the organism in Eukaryota, Metazoa, Chordata, Mammalia, Diprotodontia, Phascolarctidae. The record is from RefSeq and is a predicted model, not a curated record.